Molecule: messenger RNA, 1176 nt
Organism: Caenorhabditis remanei
Lineage: Eukaryota; Metazoa; Nematoda; Chromadorea; Rhabditida; Rhabditidae
Exons: 7
Coding region: 1-1176 (391 amino acids)
Biological process (GO): G protein-coupled receptor signaling pathway
Cellular component (GO): membrane
Molecular function (GO): neuropeptide Y receptor activity
Source: RefSeq, a predicted model, not a curated record
AUGCAACCGCCAAAUUCAACUGGACAAUGGACCGAAAUACAUUGCGAUUGGUUUGCAGAGAUGCAAAGUUAUCAGAACAGUCUCUACAAAAUCAAUUUCGAUGGAUCCCCAAUAGUGCCAAUGUACGGACUUGUAUGCUCUUUCGGAGCUCUUGCCAACUUCAUUGUUCUCCUCGCUUUUGCCAGAACUGCCAAUCUCAGGAAUUUAAGAAAUAGUUUCAUUGUCAACCUGGCAUUUUCUGAUCUGAUACUUUGUGUUGUGACUGCUCCAGUCACUUUAUACACUAGUUUGAAUUUAUUUUGGCCAUUUGGAGAUUGGUCUUGCAAAUUUUUGGCUGGUGUCCAAGCGGUCAAUACAUUUGUCUCUUCACUAACACUGGCUUUCAUCGCGAUGGAUCGUGUUCUACUGACUCUUUGUCCAAUUCGAUGGAGAUUAGCAGCCACUGCUCCUCUUCUUUGCUACGUUUUUGUUUGGAUUAUCUCCAUUAUGGUAGCAUUACCAUAUGCAUUGGCAGUCAGCUCAAAACUUGCUCCAUUCGAUCCAUGGAGUGAUAGAGCUACACCAAAAAUGUUGACAUACUGUAAUCGCCAAGUCCCGGAAAUCUGCGCGGAAAUGCAAGAAGCUUGGGACAAUGCAAUCGUUUCGAAGACAACUUACACAUUUGUUGUACUUGCGAUCCAGUAUAUUCUCCCACUUGUUGCACUGGCUUUUGCUUAUUUCCAAAUUGGUUCAACUAUCCAAAAAAGAUCAAAAGUGUCUCGAACAGUCGAUACAACGAGAAGAAUGCAAAUGCAGAAUCGUAACAGGAGAGCCCUUUUAUUGCUCUUUUUGUUGGUUCUCACUUAUGCAGUUUGCUGGGCUCCGAUGAAUAUUUAUCACGUUUUGAAUGGGUUGGAGAUAAUCAACUACUCACAGAAUAUGUAUAUCUUCUGUCACUUGGUUGGAAUCUCUUCAACUUGCGUCAAUCCAAUCGUCUAUGCUUUAGUUAAUGAAUCAUUCAGAAAUGCUCUGCAGUCUAUGAUACUCCAAUUCCGACCAUGUUACGUUACCACUACUGGUACAGCUGCAACCAAUGUUUAUGCUUAUUCUGCUACUUCAAAAGCUGAAAAUGUUACUUUGAUGCGUGACCCAUUCUCCACAACUACACGUGGAAACGAACGUGCUGAUAAUGUUUGA